Molecule: messenger RNA, 1520 nt
Organism: Daldinia loculata
Lineage: Eukaryota; Fungi; Ascomycota; Sordariomycetes; Xylariales; Hypoxylaceae
Product: Homocysteine S-methyltransferase
Exons: 3
Coding region: 1-1089 (362 amino acids)
Biological process (GO): S-methylmethionine cycle
Molecular function (GO): S-adenosylmethionine-homocysteine S-methyltransferase activity
Source: RefSeq, a predicted model, not a curated record
AUGUGGCGUUCCUGGGUGUUCCCUGCCAAUGACGAGCUUGCACCCGUUUUGUUCCUCGAUGGAGGGCUAGGAACAUCUCUCGAGGACAAGUUCGGCGUCAAGUUUGAUGAAAAUACUCCGUUAUGGUCGUCUCAUCUUCUUAUUAGUGAUCCCGAGACCCUCCGUUCGUGCCAGAGAGAUUUUGGCAGUAUCCCCGUCGAUAUAUUGCUAACAGCAACAUAUCAAGUAUCUGCAGAGGCCUUCGCACGAACCAAAACUCCCGAUCAUCCGCUGGGUAUUUCCCGCGAUGAUAUUGUACCUUUCCUUGAUGUUGCUGUUUACAUUGCCGAGGAAGUCAAGGUGCCCAAUGCUCAUAUUGCUCUAAGUCUCGGGCCUUAUGGAGCGACCAUGGUUCCAAGUCAAGAAUAUGGUGGUAAAUACGAUGCGGAACAUGACUCACUAGAAAAGCUUCUCAAUUGGCAUAGGGACCGCUUUCGAUUAUUCGACCGGAUCGAUCGCCUUGGAUCUCGUAUUGGAUUCAUCGCAUUCGAAACUGUCCCCAGACUAGAUGAAAUCAAAGCCAUCAGAAAGCUCUUCACGCGUGCAUCACCAAAUGAUUUUAAUACGUCUUCACUUCUCUACGGGGAUAUCCCAUUUUGGAUAUCUUGCGUCUUUCCUGGUGAUGGAUACACUCUCCCCGAUGGUAGUUUUGUCGAUCAAGUGGUCGAUGCGCUCCUGAGCUCAGACUAUUCGGAUAUUACCCCAUGGGGAAUUGGCAUCAAUUGCACAAAGGUGGCCAAGAUCGCCGAACUGGUUCAUCUGUAUGAAAGUGCUGUUUCUCGAUUGGCAAGUACUGGCAAACUCGAAACCCAACCUAGCCUGGUUCUUUAUCCUGACGGAACCAACGGCGAAGUUUACGACACCACAACAAAAACUUGGCGCGCACCAACUAGCCAACCACUUCCCAUGUCCUCGUGGGAGCGCCAAGUUGCUGACGUGGUCGUCCACGCUCGAAAUCAGCAGUGCUGGAGGUCUAUCGUGGUCGGCGGUUGUUGCAAGGCCAACCACGACAACAUUAGAAGGCUUCGUGCCAUUAUUCGCGGUACCUAAUUAGUAUCAUCAAAGCUACCCCCAAUCAAAAUCCUCGUCCGACAUUCGGCUAUGUUCCGUUAUGAGCAUUGUUAAUAAAUACUAUAAACAUCGGGAUUGCUAUAAUUUCCCCUCGUUUCCUAUCCAAGGAAAGAGAGCAGAGCCGGUACAGAGCCGCAAUCCAAUCAACUGGUAACAUCUAUUUUCCUCGAGAUAUAGUAAACCAUGUGUCACCUUGUACGAACGAGAAAGUUGCCAUGCAUACCACAUGGAACACUACCAAGACCGCACAUGCCCUUGUUCUUUGUCGGCUUUGUUUUUUUUUUAGACAAAGCGAACAGAUGGCCGACGGCUACUAACCAUAAUAAGAACUGAAAUCGUGAUCGAUAUAUUCCAUAUCCCGAUAUACCGUUACUGAUCGACAAUUCACUUAUUUUAUUCAGUACGUGCCU